Messenger RNA from Arachis duranensis, 2090 nucleotides. RefSeq names its product M phase phosphoprotein 10. NCBI's taxonomy places the organism in Eukaryota, Viridiplantae, Streptophyta, Magnoliopsida, Fabales, Fabaceae. Gene Ontology annotation, biological process: rRNA processing. Gene Ontology annotation, cellular component: Mpp10 complex; nucleus; small-subunit processome. The transcript has 13 exons. The record is from RefSeq and is a predicted model, not a curated record. The coding region runs from base 92 to 1738 and encodes 548 amino acids.
UCGGCUUUUAGUCAAUUCCUAGCUUCCUAAAACCCUAAACACAUUCCCCGCCAUCAUUCUUUGGUUACUUUUCUUCUUACUGCACUCACCCAUGGCAGACUCAAAAGACGCCGGCGAAGAAGCCCUACGGCGUCUUAUAGCAACAUUCCAACCUUCACUCCUUGCACCCAACCCCGCCCUCUCGGAAACUGCUCGUGCGGCGUCGCGCCACCUCUUCUCCGCCCUCAGACCUUUCUGUCCGAAAUCGCCGCUCGAUCAGCUCCUCAUCGAUGGUUUCGACGCCGAACAGAUAUGGCAGCAGAUCGAUCUCCAAUCGCAGCCUCUUCUGUCCUCCCUCCGCCGCCAGGUGAAGCACUUUGCCAAAAAUCCUGAGGAGAUUUCGAAGCUGAAGGUUCCUUUGGGGAAGAAAGUGGAGAAGGAGCAACGAGAGGAUUGGGUGGAGGAAAGCGACGGUUUUGAUGAGGAAUUGGAGGAUGAUGAAGAAGGUGAGGGGAAGGGAGGAGAAGAGGGGAUGGAUAUCGAGGAUGAAGACGAAGAGCAGGGUCGAGAGAGUGACAAUGAAGAAGAGAGCGAGGGGGAGGAUGAGGAGGAGAAAGGUGAAGAUGGUGAAGCUGGUGAUGGUAGAAUUGAGGAUAAGUUCUUGAAGAUAGAUGAAUUGGCUAAGUACCUAGAGAAGGAGGAGGAGAAUUUUGAGAAAGCCGAGGAAGACACGAGAGGUAAGAAGGGUGCUGAUGAUGAGGAAAACACUGAAGAUGAUGAUGAUGGCGAGGAGGAGGAGGAGGAGGAGGAGGAAAGUGAUGAGGAUGCUGAGUUUGGAUUUGGCGACGAAGAUGCAGCAGGGGACAUGGAAAAUGCAAGGUAUGAAGACUUCUUUGGAGAUAAGGGAAAAUACUCAAAAAAAAUGAAAGCUCAAUUGCAUCAGGAAUCUGAAGGUUCCGAUGAGGAAGAUGAUGAUAUGGAAUUUAAGAAACAAAAUAAAGGGACUGCUUCUACUCAUCAAAAGCAACUGGAGAAAAUUCAUUCGAAGAUAGAGCAGAUGGAGAAAGCUAACUUAGAGCCGAAAACCUGGACUAUGCAGGGUGAGGUAACUGCUGCAAAGAGACCCAAGAAUAGUGCAUUGGAGGUUGAUCUAGACUUUGAGCAUAAUGUCAGACCUGCUCCUGUAAUCACUGAGGAGGUUACAGCUUCAAUUGAGGAUAUGAUCAAGAAAAGGAUCACUGAGGGGAAUUUUAAUGAUGUCCAAAGAGCUCCUAAAUUGCCAUCUAAAGUGCCACGGGAAGUUAAAGAAUUGGAUGACACUAAAAGCAAGAAGGGUCUUGCAGAAAUUUAUGAGCAAGAGUAUGUUGAGAAGGAGGACCCCACUUCUGCACCAUUGUCAUUCAGAGAUGAACAGAAGCAACAGGCAAGCGUAUUAUUCAAGAAACUUGGACUGAAAUUGGACGCCCUUGCUCAUUUCAGUUUUGCUCCAAAACCGGUUAUAGAGGACAUGUCUGUUCAAAUUAAUGUGCCUGCUCUGGCAAUGGAAGAAAUUGCACCUGUGGCUGUCUCAGAUGCAGCUAUGCUGGCUCCGGAGGAGGUGUUUGAAGGCAAAGGUGAUAUUAAGGAAGAAACAGAGCUUACAAAGGAAGAGAGGAAGAGAAGGAGAGCUAAUAAGAAAAGAAGAUUUAAAGCUGCAGCAGUAAAAAGAAUGGGAAAGAAAGUGCAAGAGGGUGCAUUGCCUAACCAAAUGAAUGGCUAAGAACAACACAGUAUUUUAUUUGAUUUAUUUGCUGAAGCUGCACAACUGACAAACACAAGUUCAGGGGGACCCUGUGGUGGGUGAAGUAGAGACACUGGUGGCUUUUUGAUGUCAACCAUGACAAAUGAGCAAAACUUGUCGUUGCAGUGGGCAGAUGAAGAGCGCUAUGCGGCUGCCAUUUCCGUUGUUUCCGUUGUUCCUUUAGUUAUUUGUUGAUAUUUACGAAUUUGGUUAGGUUUUUCUGUAUGUACGGUUACUUAAUGUUAUUACAGUCCACUUACACAUCCAAAUGUUUUUGGUAACCAAGUCCAAUCAAGUUGGCCCAAAUUUAACAAAAACUACUUUCAUUACA